AUGAAGUGCAUGUUCCAGGAAAAUAUUGGUUCAGUGGUGAUGGAGGUACAGGAAAAUGAGUUUGUAUGUUAUACACCUCCUUCAGAGAUCCCUGGGACUGUGAGACUUUCCUUGCUUUCAGAUUCUGGUAAGAGAAUUCAGAGCGAUCUCCUAUUCGAGUAUAUACCUGAUCUCUUGGCUCAUUCCCUCUUUCCAUCGUCUGGGCCAUCAACAAGCAGCAGUGAAGUAGCUGUCCGAGGGGAGUACCUGCCACUCAAUGGAUCUGUCAAGUGUGUCUUCGGUGGUCAAGAUACCACGGGGCUGGUUAUGACAUCAUCAUAUAUGAGAUGUAUCACGCCAGUAUCUAGACAGGUAGGAACCAUACCUUUCUCCUUGAGGAUAGGCAAGAUAGCCGUUGGGACUCCCCUAAAAUAUGAGUUUGUAGAGGCUCCACAGGUCUUUGGGAUGAUUCCCUCGCAGGGCCCAGCGGAAGGGGGCACCAGGGUACUGCUUUAUGGGGCAGGCUUUGAUGUGGGACAAGGAAUACGCUGCAAGUUUGGGUUGGAAGACGAAAGCGAGUCAAUGGCACAAAUAAGCUCUUCAACGGCUCUUCAUUGCAUCUCGAGACCAGGAAAAGCACAGAACCUAACCAUUGGGAUUGGCAAUAGCGUCAUUGGCUUCACAUUCACCAAAACUCCUUUCGAAUUACUUGAGGUGAUGAGAAUCUUUCGAGUGUAUCCUACAAAGGUGCCUGUGAACAGAGAUACACAGAUCACCAUCGAAGAAAAUCGGGUCACAAAUCACUAUAUCUUGUUGAGAGAGCCGGUUGGAAGCUUCAAGAAGAAUAUGGCGAUGUUUCGAGUCCCUUAUCAUGGACUGAGGUAG
This is a messenger RNA of Guillardia theta CCMP2712, 864 nucleotides long. RefSeq lists its product as hypothetical. Gene Ontology annotation, cellular component: semaphorin receptor complex. Lineage: Eukaryota; Cryptophyceae; Pyrenomonadales; Geminigeraceae. Gene Ontology annotation, biological process: regulation of GTPase activity; positive regulation of axonogenesis; negative regulation of cell adhesion. The coding region runs from base 1 to 864 and encodes 287 amino acids. The transcript is spliced from 3 exons. Gene Ontology annotation, molecular function: semaphorin receptor activity. The record is from RefSeq and is a predicted model, not a curated record.